AUGCUCCAAUCGAUGAAUGCGUAUUCGAUGUACAUAGAGCCAGAGCACAGGCAGAUUUUUUACGUGACGGCUCCAGAGUUCCUUCAUCGAAUGAGUCGCUUGGGUUUGAGUCUAGUUGAGAACACAGAGGAGGAAGAGGCAUUACUCACCUCUCUUCCUCGUUGUGAUCAUUCUGCUGGAUUUCGUCGCGAUCCUUCCUCCUGUUCAUUCCCUCCCGGCACUCUGGAAGAGAUGAGUUUUGAUUCAUCAUGUAGAGUCACUUCUGCCCACCGUACCGAUAGUACAUCGACAGACAGGGCCAAUGUAAUCUCCCAGUUCACGAAUGGAGAACGCAUUGAGGAAAGUGAAUUUUAA
Rodentolepis nana is the source of this 354-nucleotide messenger RNA. NCBI's taxonomy places the organism in Eukaryota, Metazoa, Platyhelminthes, Cestoda, Cyclophyllidea, Hymenolepididae. The record is from the annotation of a GenBank genome assembly.